AUGACAUCGGUGGCAACGGCAGAGGACACGUUGAUUUUUGAGCCAUCAACUCCGAUUCGGGAAUGGGCCGUGUCAACUACAGCGGCAUGGACGAAGGAGGUGAAGACAGAAAUGAAGCUACAGCGUCGUCGCGCAUGUAUCGCUCGUUGUCGGGAGAAAACGAAGUCCAAACUGCAGCAGAUGCGCCGAGACCGAAACUGGCUGGAACAAGAAGUGAAGCAGUAUCUUGCAGCUCUGAGCGACGACACCAACAGAGACGGAGAGGCCAACGCCUCCAACACGAGAAGUGAAUUGUGUCGCCUUGCGCACGAGAGCGACACUUUACGGAGGGAGGCUGCUUCUCUCCGUAAGAAACUCCAGCAGUUCGAUCGCUUCUAUUCCCUCGUUCGAACAGACGCGCUUAUCGUUGGACUACUCCAUGAAGAUCCUUCUCACCACCUCACGGUUCGCGAAGCGAGUAAGACCUCCAAGUGGGUAUUGAGCCCGAACAGCGGCGAGUUUGGCUGGCAGGUCUGCUUCCCGAGCGGAGAACCAUCGUUCUACUUCCAUCCUUUCACACGCGCAGAGUUCGAAGAUAUACUCCAGCUGUGCGACGAGACGCUUGCAGCAGACCCACCGCAUAUCGAAGUCGCUGGCUCACUGUUAGGCUGGACAGUUCACCGAGCGUCACUCACACGAAGAGUCGAAGAUGGCUCGAUCAUCUCCCACGCGAGGUUUACGACGCGUGUAGCCUGCUCGCUGGAAGAACUGGACUCCGUGAUCAUCUCGUCCAGUCUCGAUUCAUGGCCGCUAAUAUGGACACCACCGAGCUGGGGAUACAAGGAGCGCAAGCAAGUAUGUUGUCAGGUGUUGCAAGAGUUCGAAACGGAUGCGUACGUCCUUGUCCACGACAUCCCUGGGCCCAUACGCUCCCGUUACAUCAGUUUAGCACGACGACUACCCAGACAAGACAGCGGGAAGCGGUCUAUCACGUACGUUAUGGUGAUCGCGGAUUCGGAAGCCAAGUCGAAAAAGUGCACUACAGACGAGGAGAAUGGUAAUGUUAAGUGGAUCAAUGAAGGUGGCAGCUACAUCAAAUUCACGGAAGUGAACUCAAACUUAAUCGAUGUGCGCUACGACCGCUGGGCCAGUUGCCAAGAUGAGCUCCACGCGCAGCAUCUUUUCGUCCGUUGGGCUGAGUUUGCGAACGAGUGGGCGCAGAGGAUGGUUCAUUGGAAGUUGCUCAGAUUUAACCACCAAAAGUAA
Messenger RNA from Phytophthora nicotianae INRA-310, 1245 nucleotides. RefSeq lists its product as hypothetical. The transcript has a single exon. The coding region runs from base 1 to 1245 and encodes 414 amino acids. The record is from RefSeq and is a predicted model, not a curated record. Lineage: Eukaryota; Oomycota; Peronosporomycetes; Peronosporales; Peronosporaceae.